Polypterus senegalus (gray bichir) is the source of this 5351-nucleotide messenger RNA. RefSeq names its product pellino E3 ubiquitin protein ligase family member 2 (gene peli2). Gene Ontology annotation, molecular function: ubiquitin protein ligase activity; protein binding. The transcript has 6 exons. Bases 212 to 1489 code for a protein of 425 amino acids. NCBI's taxonomy places the organism in Eukaryota, Metazoa, Chordata, Cladistia, Polypteriformes, Polypteridae. Gene Ontology annotation, biological process: regulation of Toll signaling pathway; protein polyubiquitination. The record is from RefSeq and is a predicted model, not a curated record.
CUGUACUCCCGGCUGUUUGUGUGUCACUUAUUUAGACUGAGCAGAAAUGCUGAAAGGCAACCAGUGAUCUGGCUACGUUGAAUUGCUGUGCUUUCUGAAUGCUACUUCGACGUUAUCCGAGGGGAAAUCUCUGUGCUGGAGUGUUCUUUCCCACAAACCCGGAGUGAAUUGUGAGCUGCGUAGUUUUUGUUCAGCGCCCCCCCAUCACUCCAUGUUUUCAAGCAGUCAGGAGGAGCAUUGCGCCCCCACUAAAGAGCCGCUCAAAUACGGGGAAAUCGUCGUUUUGGGAUACAAUGGCUCUCUCCCAAACGGUGACAGAGGAAGAAGAAAGAGCCGGUUUUCCCUUUAUAGAAGAGUCCGGGCCAACGGGUUGAAGCCCAGCACAGUGCACGUUCUCAACACGGUGCAGGAUGGCAAGCAGACGGUGAGUGUAAAAGGGCUGCACAGCAUUUCUUACACGUUGUCACGGAACCAGACGGUGGUUGUUGAAUAUUCUCCAGACAAGGAAACAGACAUGUUCCAGAUUGGCCGCUCAACAGAAAGCCCGAUUGACUUUGUUGUGACAGAUACGGUGUCCGGGGGUCAUGCCGGUGAGGAGAGUCCCAUCACACAGAGCACCAUCUCUCGGUUUGCUUGCCGAAUUGUCUGUGAGCGUAACUUUCCCUACAGAGCUCGGAUCUACGCAGCAGGCUUUGACUCAUCAAAGAACAUCUUCCUGGGGGAGAAGGCGGCUAAGUGGAAAAAUCCCGAUGGACACAUGGAUGGCCUGACCACCAAUGGAGUGCUAGUGAUGCAUCCAAGGGGUGGGUUUACAGAAGAAUCGAGACCUGGAGUGUGGCGUGAAAUCUCAGUCUGUGGAGAUGUGUACACACUGAGGGAGACUCGAUCAGCACAGACGAGGGGGAAACUGGUGGACAGCGAAAGCAAUGUGCUGCAGGAUGGCUCACUGAUUGACCUGUGUGGAGCAACACUACUGUGGCGCACAGCGGACGGCCUGUUGCAUACGCCGACCCAGAAGCACAUUGAAGCUCUGCGGCAGGAGAUCAAUGCGGCGCGACCUCAGUGUCCUGUCGGCCUCAAUACUUUGGUUUUUCCAAGCAUGCAGCGCAGUCGUGACCUCGCAGCACUGGAGGAAAAGCAACCUUGGGUGUAUCUGGCCUGUGGGCAUGUGCAUGGUUUCCACAACUGGGGGCACCGUUCAGACCGGGAGUCCAAUGCUCAACGCGAGUGUCCCAUGUGUCGGACUGUGGGUCCUUACGUACCCCUUUGGUUGGGCUGUGAGCCCGCCUUUUACGUUGACACGGGCGCCCCGACGUAUGCCUUUGUGCCCUGUGGCCACGUGUGUUCUGAGAAGACAGCAAAAUAUUGGUCAGAAAUCCAACUUCCCCAUGGCACCCACGCAUUCCAUGCAUCCUGCCCUUUCUGUGCCUCACAACUGAGUCCCGCUCAGGGGUAUGCCAGGCUUAUUUUUCAGGGGCCCAUCGACUGAGCUGGGCUGCUCCAGCAGCAGACACUUGCUAGAUGUGGAAAGAAACAGCAGAAGUUCCAUAGGUGCCAUUUUCUGAGGUGAGGUUUGUUGCACUGAAAGUGAAAUGGAGAAGCAGCGCCAGCCUUUGAGGACCUGGAUAUCUGACACCAGAAGACAUUGCCUCUCUUUUUCUUUUUUAAACACUGCCCAUCGCUUUUAUUUUGUUUAACAAGACUGAGGAUGAAAUGUGUGGAUCCAAUAAAGAAGCUCCCAGGAUUCACGGCAGCAGGCUGCCACUCUAGUAAUCACUGUGGGCACAGGUAUGAGGUGGGGCGAGCAGCUCUUUAGUCCGAGUUGGCAUUCCUGGGCAGCGCUUUUUCACAUAAGGUGAGCCAACGCUUUCAUGGAUGAAUUGUGUGUGUGUUAUCACUCCUAGCCGCCAUCUCUGUCUCAGCCUCACCCGCUCCUAUGUCGUGUAGACUCCGACCUGUCCUAUCUACCUCUACAUAAUGAUUUUGUGGAAGGAAAUCAAAUAUUUUAGCAGACAUUUUACAGAUUGCUCUUUAAAUUUGGUAAAGGUCAAAAAAAAAGCAACCAAGAAAAUUUCUUUAUUUUUAUUUUGCUACUCUGGGACUCUUGUACAGUUUUUACAAUUGAAAUGUUAAUAUAUUUUCACUUUUGAGUCACAUACCUUUGUGGUAUUUGUCUGCAGUGAUGCUGUCGGCAACAUUCAGUGCAAGGGGUGGGAGUCUUGGGGGGUCUGGCCACUGGGUAGGGUGCCUUCCCUUGGGGGUUUAACCAGCAACUGAACUGGCCGCGCACAGCGGCCUCACGCCAGGAGAAAUGUCACCAGUGUCUUCGUCAAAGGCCUUAUAUGCUGUAACUGUACUUUUGCAUUGCUUCUUCUGCCAUUGGACCCUGGAUUCAAAAUGAAUCCAUUCUGUGUAAUUUGGCAAAAUUGUAGGUCAUUACUUUGAAUUUCCGUGCCAAGGCGAUGUAUUUUUGGGUCACUUUGCGCUCUUGUUGUCUAGACAGCGGGCACCACAGAAGGGAUUUGUGAAUGGCAACAAAUUGACUGCCUUGCUGCAGGGCCCCCCGUAUCAGGAGUGCAUGUUUAAGUCGGGCACGGAGAUGCCCUUUGAGGAGACAGAGAUUCACUUCUUUUGGUUACGUCAUUUAUAAUCAUUUAAGUCAGCCAUGCUGUCUGGGUAGAUUUCAGGCCAGUCUGAAUUCAAGACUCAAGGCAUUCCACUUCUCUUUGGCGGGUUUGUUUCCCAUUCUGCUACAUUUACUACAACACAUCUGGUUUAGUUAGCUUCACGCACUGUGACUGGGAGCCCAGUAGUGAACUGCACAUUUCAAUGGUGUGUCAGUGUCACAGGAGAGGAAGACUUGACCAGCAGCUUUGGCUACAAGGCAGAAACCAACACUGGACUGGCACUGGUCCGUCACAGGACCCACUUUGAGACACCGGCCUGGCUGUUCUGGAGAGGCCAUGGAAACAUGCAAGCAUGGUGGGGUGGGGUGGGGGAGUCUUAGGUAUUUGGGGUACCUGGAGCCAAACACCAACAUGGGGAGAGCAUUCAGAGUCCACACAGUCAGCGGCCAACUGUAGGAUUUAAGGCCGACACGCCUUAGCACUAACCAUUGAGCCAUUUUAGCGAAAAUAAUGAUGGAAGAAAGCAGCAAAGCUAACCUCAGUCUUGGGGGCACAGAUAAAGUUGGACUGGACCCCUUUCAAGUAACUCUGGCAGAAUCGUCUGUCCAGGUCUGGGGUGCUAAACGCCAUCUCACAAAAUCAUGGCAGCCAAUCCACCUCGUGUUUCUAGACUGAAACACUGCACCAUAGCUAACCACCUUCACCUUUCGUAAAGUCUUUGCAAGGUGACCUGACAUCUUGAUUGAAAGUCUUCAGUCCCACCGUGUUUCUGAACUGAUACAACUCUUUCAAAGGAAUCCUGGUUCCUUGUCAAUGUUGGCCCCUUUCUGUUGUCACAAACUCGACAAAGAGUCAUAGGAAGGUUUGGGGCAGCCACCCGUAAUUUAUUUCCUGGCUGCAGAAUUGAAUAACUUGAUGUACUGAGGAGCACAGAUCAGAGUCGUGAACAGAAGUGAGGGGAUAGAGAAAAGGUGGUGGCUUUUAAAGGUCAAUAUAGGAAGAGACGUCAAAAGGGAUCGGAACCGGAAGGGUCUUCAUCCAUAGGCUCGGGCCCAGAAGUGACCUCAAAGGGAUUGGAACCGGAAGGGUCAUCCUCCAUUGGGUCAGACCCGGAAGUGACAUCAAAGGUGUUGGGACCAGAAUUGACGUCCUCAGCACCUGGCGGAAUUUCCCGUGAACGGUCUGCAGAAAGCGAGAUAAAGAAAAGGUGCACUCUGCCCCAUCCCGGUCUGGCUCGGAAUUGCCCUCCUUCAAGCCCUUUAGCUGCCUCCCAUGUCCAUAAUGUGCUUGCUGACUGUGGCCAUUAGCAGUGCUUCAGCGAUGACAAUGUUCUUCAUAGGACACUCCCAACAAAGAAGCGUCCUGCAUGGAUGAGCAUGUGCCCUUCUAGGGUGGCUUACUGCCUGGUGUGGUGUCUAAAUUGCAUUAAGCAAGUUCAGGAAGUGGACGGGUUGACGGCUUUGCCCACUCUUAAGCUCACAUGACGCUACAAAAAGGCUUCCUCGUCUUAGGGUGUGAGUAAAUAGUACAUUUAACAGCUUGUCGGGACAUUUCUGAGUCACUCCACCUCUUUUAGUAUUUGGUAUGAAGUUGCACGUGGCUUAGAAAACCAACCCUGCAAGUUCUUCCAAGUCCACCAUUUGGCCUAAAGGCUGAGGACUCAGAUUCUUGUUUGCGCUCCUCCCUGUUGUGAUGCUGCGUGUUUAAGUAAGAUUGGACGCUAUCUAUGCAGACUAAACUCUGAGGCGGAAGGUCACAGAGCAGGCACUGCCCGGGUUAUUCAUCUCCCGUCUUUCAACUUUCACUCUCUCGCAUGUAUGAAGGAUGGGCUCCAUCUGCAGCCCCGCCUGUUGUUUUUUUUGGGAGUGUGCUGGCUUCUCUCCCACUGUCCUGCCCGGCAGCUGCUUUCAUGGGGCGACUCCCUUUCAUUGUGAACUGCAGCUGCAACAACAUCUUACAAGACAGAGGAGGGACCACCUGCUGUGGAGCAGCCCCCAAAUGUGAGUGGGGGCAGUGGUGUCCUUAAUAGAAAGAGACAGAAUCCGCCAUCUCGAGAGCCUCUAGGUGGUCUUACUAGAUAUUUAACUGUACCCCCCAAGUUUUCCACUGAAAGAUGCUGGUUUUGUUUCCACCUGAGAUGUGUAAGGAGCAAAUAUAAAUGUGCUCUCUUCAGUUCCAGUUGUGUUGCUCUUCCUAAAUCGAUUAUUUACCUGCUUUGAAUCGCAGAAUGAUGAGAUACGCCGCCUCGUCAGUGACUGACCCAUCAUCACGAUGAACGUGAGCUCCUGACUUCACCUGCAUGACCAGAUGAGCGAGGCCCCAGCUCAUGCAUCGCUCCCUCUGCACAGCUGACUACCUGGGUCCGGUGUGAGGGUACAGAGGGUUAAGGCCUCGUGCCGGGGGGGCCUGCCUUUCCCAUUUUAAGGGGUGUGAUGUUCUGAUGGGAGUGCGGUUGCCCUGAAUUGUAGUAAGUGGAGUAUGGAGGCUUGGGCCUACCUGUCCUCCACUUGGCAGUUAAUACCAACUCUUCUUCAGCCACCAUACCCGAAGUGCUGUCCAAUGCUUUUAUUUUUUAUUUCUUUCCCUUAUGUAAGUUAUUUUGAAAAUCUGUACAGUGUAACUCUUGUAAAGAUGGUUUUUAAUGGAAUUUUCUAUGAUUGUGAAGAACCUGGCGAGCCCAAACAAAGUCUAAUUUACUAAAUAAAGACUUCAGUAAAACCAAAA